This is a messenger RNA of Closterium sp. Naga37s-1, 963 nucleotides long. The record is from the annotation of a GenBank genome assembly. NCBI's taxonomy places the organism in Eukaryota, Viridiplantae, Streptophyta, Zygnematophyceae, Desmidiales, Closteriaceae.
AUGGGAACACAGGUUUUAGGUAAGGCUUCUCUUCCCUCCGCAGCGGGUGCAGCUGAUGCAGCUGGUGGGUAUUGUGCCCUUUGUGUGUGCAUCUGUGAUGCAUCUAUUCGAUCACUUCUGCUCCUACGUGGCAUUUCAGACCGCGUGGCAGUCCUGUGUGCUGCCACGUGGCUCUUCAACCCCUUCACAGUCACCAUCGCUACAAGAGGCAACUGUGACGCCCUGGCUGCUGCUCUCAUUCUCCAAGUGCUGCUGGGGCUGCUGCAGGGACAUAUCAAAUCUGCUGCUUUUUGGUUUGGUAUCGUGGUGCAUUUCCGAGUUUACCCGAUAAUUUACGCGCUGCCUUUCGUCCUGUACCUGUUCCACACCUAUCCGCUUCGAAGCAGCUCACAACAUGACGAUCCCAGUGACAGCAGCCCUGCUACAAAUAACAUUAGUACCAAAAUCGCCAGCUCAUCACCUAAUUCCUCCAUUCCUGCUACAGCUGCUGCUACAGCCAGCUCCAAGUCAGGACAAAAAGUAGCUGCCACUGCUGCUACAAACAGCUCACUGUCUCGUCUUGUCAAGGGUCUUCAAUUGCCAGUAGAGUUUGGCGUGGUCUCGGGUGGCACUUUCAUCCUCGUUACAGCGCUGUGCUGGAGACUGUACGGGGAUCAGUUUCUUAACGAGUCGCUGCUGUACCAUGCGUCCCGGUCGGACCAUCGCCACAACUUCUCAACUCACUUCUACGCGAUAUACCUGAUGACCAAUCAGGGAGCGCCAUCUAUCGCAAACCGGAUUCUCUCCUUCCUGCCACAGCUGCUGCUCCAGCUCACCUUCUCCAUCAAAUUCUACCAGGACCUUCCCUUCUGCCUCUUUGCACAGACAUUCGCUUUUGUGGCGUUCAAUAAGGACCUUCCCUUCUGCCUCUUUGCACAGACGUUCGCUUUUGUGGCCUUCAACAAGGUAGGAGUUGCGCAGUGA